Cygnus olor (mute swan) is the source of this 1251-nucleotide messenger RNA. RefSeq names its product galectin 3 (gene LGALS3). Gene Ontology annotation, cellular component: nucleus; immunological synapse. The coding region runs from base 304 to 1137 and encodes 277 amino acids. Gene Ontology annotation, molecular function: IgE binding; carbohydrate binding; laminin binding. The transcript is spliced from 6 exons. NCBI's taxonomy places the organism in Eukaryota, Metazoa, Chordata, Aves, Anseriformes, Anatidae. Gene Ontology annotation, biological process: positive chemotaxis; monocyte chemotaxis; macrophage chemotaxis. The record is from RefSeq and is a predicted model, not a curated record.
CGCCCCGCCUCGAGCGGGGCCGGGACUGGGGGUGGGACGGGCAGGGCAGGGCUGGGCAGGCAGGAAGGACGGACGGAUAUACGGACAGACAGACUGACAAACAGACAGACAGACAGCGGCCGGUCCCGCUGCUGACAGGUCCUAGACCAGAUUUCGUGCUGAGGUGCCGGAGCUGUCUGCUCUGCCUGGCAGGUACGCAGGGGGCUGCACUUCCAGUACUGGAAGCCUCCCAGACCUCUAUUUUUCAGGCUGUGUAUGUCAAAAAAAUGACCUAAAUGUCCUUUGUUUUUUCGUUUUAGGAACAUGUCAGACGGCUUCUCCCUCGCCGACGCCUUGUCCACCUGCAACAACCCCAACCCCAGCGCCCCCGCGCCCCAAGGCUGGCCCUCCCCUGCCUGGGGGAACCAGCCGGCGCCUGGGGCCUUCCCGCCGUACCCCGGAGCACCGGGCACCUACCCCGGGUCACCAGCGGUGCCGGGGCCGUAUCCUGGAGCUCCAGGGCCGUAUCCUGGAGCUCCAGGGCCAUAUCCUGGAGCACCAGGGUCCUAUCCUGGAGCACUGGGGCCAUAUCCUGGAGCGCCGGGAUCGUACCCUGGAGCACCAGGGCCGAAUCCUGGAGCGCCAAGAUCGUAUCCUGGAGCACCGGGGCCGAAUCCCAUAGGAGCACCAGGAAUGGGACCGUAUCCGGGAGCACCGGCGGGACCAGGGAUGGCUCCUCCAAUGAAAAUCCCCUUCGAGCUGCCCCUGCCUGCAGGCCUCAUGCCUCGGCUGCUCAUAACCAUCACGGGGACAGUGAACCCAAACCCCGACAGAUUUUCACUGGAUUUCAAGAGGGGGCAAGAUGUUGCCUUCCACUUUAAUCCCCGUUUCAAGGAAGAUAACAGAAGAGUCAUCGUCUGUAAUUCAAAGUUCCAGAAUAACUGGGGAAAGGAGGAUAGAUCAGCUCCUAGAUUUCCCUUUGAGCCUGGAAUGCCCUUCAAGCUCCAGAUUCUCUGCGAGGUGGAUCACUUCAAGGUAGCAGUCAAUGACGCUCACUUGCUGCAGUACAACUUCCGUGAGAAGAGGUUGAAUGAGGUCACCCAACUGUGCAUUAACGGGGACAUCACUCUCACCAGCGUUUUGACUACCAUGAUAUAAUUAAGAGGUUGUAAUUUUAUCACAAACUUAGUGCUCAUAAUAAGGUUGUAAGAGGUUGUAAGGUUGGUGUUGUACAUGAAUAUUUUGAGGCAAUAAAAUACUUUCACAAGUAAA